Messenger RNA from Selaginella moellendorffii, 1941 nucleotides. RefSeq names its product pentatricopeptide repeat-containing protein At4g02750-like. NCBI's taxonomy places the organism in Eukaryota, Viridiplantae, Streptophyta, Lycopodiopsida, Selaginellales, Selaginellaceae. The transcript has 2 exons. The coding region runs from base 1 to 1941 and encodes 646 amino acids. Gene Ontology annotation, molecular function: RNA binding; protein binding. Gene Ontology annotation, biological process: RNA modification. The record is from RefSeq and is a predicted model, not a curated record.
AUGCGUAGAAGCUGCCCUGCGGUCUCGGCCCCUCCAAAUCCAGGCCGCUCUCACAAGUUCCACAAAUCGGCCAUGGCGACUCCCUCCCGGGCCUCCGCAGCUUCGAUUCGCGCUCUUAGAAGCUGCUACCAACCUGGAUUCGCCGCCGCCGCUCCGGCACCCUGCCCCUGUGGCGCCGUGCCCCAGAGAUUUGCGGUCACGCAUCUUGCGAAUCUACUGCGAUCGUGUGGUAAUUCCGGGGAUCUCUCGGCGGGGCGGCGGAUCCACAAGCGCGUCUUGGAUCUCCAGCGGCAGCAUGGCCAGGAUGUCUUCCUCCUCAAUCUCGUCAUCGACAUGUAUGGCAAAUGCGGGGGAUUGGGGGAGGCCAGGGCGGUGUUUGAUGCGAUCGAGCAUCCCAAUGUCUUCUCAUUCAACAUUCUCAUCGCAUCCUACGCCUCGGCAGGGCUGCUCGAGGAGGCUUGGAAGAUCUUCCAUGCGAUGCCGGGCAGGAAUGUGGUGUCUUGGAACACGAUGGUGUCGGCAAAUGCCCAGGAAGGGGAUUUUUCCCGAGCGAAGAUCUUUCUGGCGAGGAUUCCACAGCACAGCCUGGUGGCCUGGAAUGCGAUGAUCGGAGGGUUUGCUCGAGAAGGGAGUUUUUUGGAGGCCAAGAGGCUGUUUGAUGCGGCCAAAGUGAGGGAUGUGGUGAUUUGGAACGCGCUGAUCCACGCGAAAGCCGCAGUGACCGGGGGGAUCGAGGAUGUGGAGUCUUUGUUCUCGAGGAUUCCGUGCUGGGACGUGAUAUCGUGGAACGAGAUGCUAGCAGCGUACACCAAGCAUGGAAGUCUGAAUCGAGCUAAAGCUUUUUUCGAUACGAGGAUGCUCCAAAGGGAUGUGUUCUCGUGGAACACAAUGGCUGCUGCGUUUGCUCGGAUGGAUCACCAGUCAGGGGCAGCAGGAAAGAAGUUUUUCGAGAGAAUGCCACAGCACAACACGGUCUCCUGGAACAGCAUUGCCCAGGGGCUCUCGGAGAACGGCCUAUUCGACGAUGCAAAAUCGCUUUUUGAGAGCAUGGGCGAUCGCGACUCGGUGUCAAUGAUCCAGAUGGCGGUGACUUACGCGCAAAACGGGCAUCCGGAACAAGCCCAGGAGCUUUUCUCACGGAUCUUCCCAAGAACAGUAGCGGUGUGGAACGCUCUUCUCUGGUCGUAUGCCCGGAACGGGCAUCUCUCCGAGACCUUGGCCACCUUUCACCGGAUUCCCAUGAUGAAUCGCAUCACUUGCACCGUGAUCAUCGAAGUUUACGGCCGGAGCAGCCGCCUGGAAGAGGCCGAGACGCUGUUCUUCGAGAAAGUCCUGGAGAAGGACAUGGUUUCGUGCAUCGCAAUGAUGGUGGCAUACUCCCACAAUGGUCGCCUGGACGGAGCACUGGCCGUGUUCGAGAGAAUCGAGCACUACCCGGACGUGAUGGUUUGGACUGCAAUGGUGGCGAGCUACGUCCACAAUGGAGAGCUCGAGAUGGCCACUAUGAUCUUCCGGAAGAUCGCUCUCCAGGGACUCCAGCCGGAUGGUAUCACCUUCGUCACCAUCCUCACAGGUUGCAGCCAUCUUGGGCUCGUGAGCCGGGGAAGAGAAUUCUUUCGAUCGAUCGAGUCGGCGUUUGGGAUGAAACCCGGCGUGGAGCACUACUGCUGCAUGGUGGACGUUCUCGGGCGAGCCAAGCAUCUGGAAGAGGCGGAGGAGCUCGUGAGAACGAUGCCGUUUCUUCCCGACGCGGUGGCCUGGAACACGCUUCUGGGAGCUUGCCGGAUCCACGGAGAUAUCAAGCGCGGCGAGCGAGUAGCCACGAUGGUCGCGGAGUUGGACGAGAGGAAUCAAAGACCUCACUUGCUGCUAUCGAAUCUCUACACCUCCAGCGGCGAUCUAGACGUAGAGCUCGAGUUACUAGCAGCUAUGGUGAGCUAA